Xyrichtys novacula (pearly razorfish) is the source of this 13215-nucleotide messenger RNA. NCBI's taxonomy places the organism in Eukaryota, Metazoa, Chordata, Actinopteri, Labriformes, Labridae. The record is from the annotation of a GenBank genome assembly.
AGUGCCCUGCUGUUCAUGCGUGUUUGAGAGCGUGCCAGGCCUGGAAAGAUGGCGGCCUGUGCUCUACGCAGAGGCUUGCUUAGUACUGUCAGUAAAUACAAUAAGAAACAUACACACCGGAUAUUGAGCGUGGUUGACAGCAGCAGCGGGUUUGAAGUGUACAGACCGAGGUUACAAUGUCGAGCCUGCGGACUGCCCAGCGGUGUUCAGCAGAGGAGGUUCAUGUCGUCGCGGUAAGAGACGCAGCCAGUGUCCUCCUCCAGUAAUGCUAACAUGCUAAAGACUUUUUAGCCGAGAAACAGCUCCUCAAAAUGGCACCUGACACACUCUGGCUAUGCUGGUAGAUCCGUCAACAUAGUGCCGUUACAAUGGGAAUGAUGUGUAAACAUUUUGAGAACUUAGUUUGCUGUAAAUCAUGAAAGUACAGGUGUCCUCUGCUGCUCAUUAGCCAGCAAGGUAACAAGCUAGCGUGGAUUGAGCAACAUCCACUGAUCUGACUGAGCAUGCCUUUCAACCCAGGUUAAAAUAAAACACAGCUAGGGCAUUUAAAACCCAACGCGAAAUGUGUAAUCGAAAUGUGAUUCAUAUGAAUUUGUAGAAGUAGGCUUUUACAUAUCGGCACACCGGUAUAUCGUCAAUAACAGGCUGCACAUUUCUCCUUUUUUUCUUUAAGUUUGCAAAUAAAAGCCGUGAAAUUAUAAAUUAGCUUUUAACCAUUGGGAUUUGAAUAUUAUCCCAGUCAAACAGCCCCCAUAAUGAAUCUGUGGUUACAUAUCAUUAUUAUACAACAUGAGAUGAGAGGAAUUCCAUAAGUGCCGGUAUCGGCAUGUCGAUAUACCAAAUAAUGUCACCAGGAUUCUGGCUAUCAAUCUACCUCAGAUGGUCCACACAACACACACCAAGUGUGAAUUUAGUAAAAAAAAACGUGAAAAAUUAAUUUAUGUAAACAAACAUUGCUUUCUCACUUAAUGUGAGGACAUUAUACUUUCCGUGCCGAUGUUUGUAUAGUAUGCUUAUACUUCUCAGCUGAAGAAAAUUGGAUUAAACUUGUGCCAACUAUCAAAUUUAGAUUUUUUGGCGUCUAAUAAGCGGUGGAAAGUUUUGUUUUUCUUAAUAAUGUGGUCAAAACUGAGACUUUUUAAAAUUAACGGCACCUAUUUCUAUCAAUUAAAAUGUUAAACAGCAUCAUUAUGUAUUUUGGUUGUUUUAUGAUGACUGCAUAGAUGAAUAAAACAACAAAGAUGGACUAUUGCAACCAUAUAAUGACAGUCCAGUUUCAUUUCAAUCGUGGAACUGUUUGAGUAAGUGCAAUAGAGUUGUAAACUUAGCUGUCAAAUAGCUUUUACCGUUAUAUGCUGCUCAUUAAAUUGUUGUGUAGAAGUAAUAUCAAAUGAAGGUUGUGAUGCUGUUCUGAAAAAUAACCAGAAUUCGAGUGUGCUUCAAAAAAUGGAAAUGAAAAGUGAAACUGUUUUUUUUUUUUUCCUCAGGCCUCCUUAUCAUCAGAAAAUUGCUCGAAAUAUCUUUUUUAACUUCUGGAUUCCCCCUUAUGUAACUGAUGGAAAACACUGAACUUAUUUAUAAUUCUGUAACUUUAUGGGAUGCACUGCUACUGCAUAUGACUGAGUCCAUAUUUGGGGAACUUGUUUUUUUAGAGCAUUUUGUGCUCAUCUUGAUGUGUAUUUCUGGCUUGUCCUUUGGGUUGUGUGAGUUUGACAUGAUAUAUUAACAUCAGGAACAAUAUAUCUACCCAAACUCAAACUUGUCUAAAACAGCUUCAAAUGUUUUGCAUGAAAACCCACAUUGCAACAAACCCUAAUUUAGUAGUUUACAGAAUUUCAUAGUUCUUACGAAUGUACAGCAUUGGUUUUCUGUAUCAUGACGCAGUAGAUUCUCCCAAAGAGCUAUAUUUUGUGUCAUUUUAGUGAUUAUCUUCAUCUUUUAUAAAAUUGCUAUGGCACGAUUUCUUUGGGAUUUGGCUUACACAAUCAAAACUUGUGAGUUUUAUUUUCCCAUCUGUUUUCUUAUCCUUUCUAUCUGUUGGCAUAUGAAUCAAAGAAGCCUUUCAGUGACUCACCAUACUGCUUCACCGUCUCUCUCUGUGGACUUAGUUGGCACAUGGUUAAGCAGCAUCUCCUCAAAUUAAAAGCUUCUCCAUCUGCACAUUCAGACUGGAUGAGUUAAACAUGAGGCUGCAUUUUAGAGGUCAAUUAAAAUAUUUGUCAUAGUUAUGCUGAUAGAAAGAUAACGUCUGCAAAGCUGAAACUAUUAUCUCAGGAUUCUUUGCCUCUAUUCAGAGACGGUUCAUGCAGAUUUGCUGACCCCUUUACGUGUCCUCAGAUGGUGCCAUUAGGUAGAGUGUCAGGCUUAAGCUUUUCAGCAUUACCUUGUCAACGUUAAUUACACACCUGUUGACUUCCAGUAACCUUUAUGUGAUAUGUUCAAGAAAAAGCUGGAUUUUUACUAGAGAGCAAAAAUGUUUGUUUAUGAGUUGGUUAUUGGUGUCAGCCCCCUAGUUUUUUUUUUUUUUACGACAGUUGGUUGCUUUGUUUGGGGUAUUUAUUUCUACUGAGCAAAAUAUUUGAUCAGCUAGUCUGAAUUGAUGAAAAUGUCUUCAGUGUUUUCACUCUUAACAGUAAAGUAUUUAUGAGGUUUGAUUAAUCAGACAAGACCAGUCAGUGAAUCUGUAAUCACAGGGACAGUAAGACUCUGUAGUCAGGGACUGGGGAGCAUGUUACUCCUGCAUUUCUUGUGGAGCUCAUUACUUACAGCAGUUGUUUGCUGUAACUGACCAAUACAACACAGUGUAUGUAAAGACUGUGGGUUUCACCACAACCCCCCCUGUGUGUGGUUUCUGGGGCAGCUUAGAGCUGUGCCUGACAUAGACAGAGCAAACUCUGAGUCUAAAUCCAAGGGAAGAUUAUCUGGGUUUGAUUGUUAUAUGGAAUCAUUUAAAGGGAUAUUUCAGCAUUUUUAAAGUGGCAUUGUAAGUUACAUCAACUUCAUGUUAACUAGUUGGUUGAAUAAGAAGCUGCAGAGAGACAUUAGGCCAGCAAAGCUAUCAGUUCACUGCAGACUGGAUCAACUCUGCUACUUAAUUCAGUUGAUUUUGAGAAACUCACAUCUAUAAUAGUACACACUCUUUCUAGUGACAUGUACGUACCUCAUACAACCCCACCUCUGGUGUUUUUAAGCUCAAAAUUAAAAGUAAAUUUGUCACUAAACAAUAGUCCUCUGAAUUUUUAGCUGUGAUUUAUUAAUUGAAGGGUACAGUAAAGCUUUUUGUCGCUGAUUAUGAAGCUGACAAAUAUUAUCACACUGACUCUGUUACUUGAACUCUAGGAUGACUAAAUAGACUUUGUUGAAACUGGUGUUUAGUCCUCCAACCUUGUAAAAAUAACUCAGACCUCUGUAUCAUGAAACCCACCUCCCACACCAUGACCAAGCAGUCCAUUUUGCUUCGUUUAGUGAGUCUUGUCAUGUGUUCAUAGCUCACAGACUUAGUGCUAAUAAUAGCAACACAGGGGCAGUCAUGUUGACUCUGCACAUAGCUGAUGAGUAUUGAUUUUCUUCUGCUAAGACGUUCUGAUUUUAGAGAUUUUCUUUACUUCCGUAUUGUCCUGCAUGUUGUAGCUCUGUGUCAGUUUAAGAGUUAACAUUCAGACUUCACAGCAGCAGUCGUGGCUCAUGGUUGUAGGAAAGGUCUUUAGCUGUUAGCUUAUGUAAAUAAAAAUGAGGAGAUUUUCUUUCAAUUUCAGAUAACCGGACACUGUGAUGAGUGAUAUUUUUCAGUUUACAUUUAUUUCUCUAAUAGUCAGGAACUUUAUUCAUCAUUUGCUGGUAUUAUUGAAUUGCCGUGUUUAUGUCAAAAUAAAACAUAGUGUGAUAUUGGCAUUAUAAUCCGGGCCAUCAGCUGACAUGCUCUCUCAUAAUCAGUAUCAGCCACUGUAGAACGGUUAUUGGUUGACCACUUAAGUAAAGGUGCUUCCUCCACACUGUGAAGUUAGAAGAGUAAAAAAACAGCUAAAAAAAAAAACAGCAAUGAAAAAUGUUUGCUGUAUUUGCUGAAAGAUUUAAUAUAGUCAGAUAUGUGCCUCUUUCUGAGCAGGUAUGGAGAGUUAACUCAUGACGAGGGAUUGGGAUCAUUAAUUUUUAUCGAUACUGAUACCAUUAUCAAGACUCCUUAAUGAUUCACCAAUGUUUUUGAGUCUUUUUUAUUAUUUUCCUUCAAACUUUUGUAUUAUUCCCCCAAAACUAUUUUUUCCCCUUUUUUCUGGAUGUUACAUUUGAACACAUCAUGAUUGUUUUAUUAACUUUCACCCGAUUCUAAUUUUACCAACCCAAACCCUGAACACCUCACAGUGUAAUCUUCUAUCAAACAGAUAACACCACCUCCUGUUUAAAGACAUAUCAUGGUCAAUGUUUCAUCUCUCAGAUUUUAAAUCAUCUGUUAUGUGCUCAGGUUUUCAUCUGUCUCACAAGAACCCUUACUGUUAGUUUAAUUACCAGCUAAAAAAACUCCAGAUGGGAGCUUUAACCAACCAGAAGCAAAGGCACAGAUAGAAAUCAGGUCAGAUUCAGACUGGAACAGAGCAGCAAAGUCUGCUUGUGAAAUAAUUCAACUGUAAAGGAAGAGAAGGCAGGUGUCCAGGUGGGUUGGUGCCCCCUCACUGGUUGAAAUAGCAGCAGAGAUUUACCACCAGCUUCUCUCUCUCUCUCUCACUCUCUCUCUCUCUCUCUCUCUCUCUCCUUAGUUUAUAUAACUCUUUCAUUGUGUAAUCGAGUCGUCUGUCCUGCUACAGCGAAUUUCUCGCACCAUGAAGCCAGCUCUGUGUUCCUGCCUCCACUCCUCCAGUGCAGAAGGAAAAAGCUGAGUCCUGGCUUUAUUCACAGGGGGUCAUUGACCAGGAGUCGACUCUGGCUGGUUGCAGGGUUUGCCGUGGGUUGGCUAUAUUUAGAUCCGAUUAUCUUUGGCCUUACAGUUUACUGACAUUUCUCAGAUUGUUGCAGAGGUAGAAAAAAACAGCACAAAGCUGGGGAGGCAAAUGUGUUUUAGAGCUGCUGAGGCUUGUGAUCAGUGUAGAAGGAAAUUUCAAUACAUUCCUGGAUUUUUAGAGAUCUGUAUCUUUGCUAUUAUUAUCACAGAGACCACACAGUAGGAGUAAAGUUAGUCUCUAAUAGAGGUUGGGCUCAAAACCAGUCUGCAUUACACCCAAGGGGCUUUCUUCAUGUCUCCUCUUGAACAGCACUGAGCUUUAACUUGUAGUCUAUCCUACUGUCACUAUGAGGACUUGGUGUUCCUCUUUUCAUGAAUCAAAACUUGAUAAUGACCAAAAAAACCACACCCCUUAUUCCAGACUAAACUUGAAGCCAGUACAAAGUACAGGUCCAAGUACAACAAGUCCAAGUCUGUAGUCACUCUACCCAGCGUAAGCUUUCAGUCGAGGCCUGGGUGAUACAGAGUGAGGGAGUGUACAUAAGGGCUAUGCAUUAACCUCGCCUGCCGUUACAAAGAUGUUUUACCUCAGGGCAGAACACAGCGUUACAGUAGAUACGAUACUGCGUUCAGGAAAUCCAACACUGUUCUUUUCAGAGGAAAUAAUGCAUUAAUUCACCGGUACAAACUCUCAGCACUGAAACCACUAAACCAGUUUACUUCAGCCUGAUAGGGUCUUUUCAUCCUGUUAAUAAUAAGAGACAUCUUGGUACACAUUUUUAUAAUAACAUCAUAAAAGUAAAAAGACCCUUUUUCCCCCUCUGAUAAUCCUCCUAAAGCCCUUCACCCAUGCAGUGAUUUCCACUACAGAGCCAAGAAUGCAGUUUACCUAAGGGCCCGAAGGUCACACUUUCGCCAUCUUUAUGUUAUAUUAGGGAUGGGCAAUAUGGACAAAAAAUUUAUCACACUAAAAGUCCAGAUAAAAAAUAUUAUAAUUCCAAUUAGGCAUGUCCCGAUAUAAAAAAUUAGAUAUCAUGAUAUUGGUGGCCCAAAAUAUCACGAUUCAUGAUAUUAUCACGAUAUUAGCGUAUUGCUUUUAACAUUAUUCAAAAUUGUUAAUCAUGAGAUGGCUAUUAUUUUAAUGGAGGAUUUUUCUGACGAUAUAUCAUGAACGAUAAUUUAUCACCCAUCCCUGAUUGAUAUUACCUGCUGUUGAAGAUAGUAUUAUAUUUUUGUCCUGAGGAAUAUUCUUGAGAAACCGCUGAACUCUUUACUCAUGCGGUCCCUCACAGAGUGUUGAAAUUUCCCCAUCUUUCCCUCUGAGAGACUCUUUCUAACUGGAAUACCUUCAUUACACCCAAUCAUGCCACUAACCUGUUGCAAACCAUGUUUAUCAGUUGUGAGAUGUUACACUACGUUUUUUUAUUUGUCCUUGUUCCAACUUUUUUGCGAGAUGCUGCCAGCACUGGAUUCAAAAUUUGUGUUUAUUUUGAAUGAAUAUAUUUUCAUUUUUCAAUAUAAUGAAAGCUCACAAAUGACUUGCAGACCAUCAAAGUCUGUUGUUAUGAAUAUUUUCACAGCUACUUAACUACUUUUGAGAUGAAAUGUAUCGGUAAAUGAAACUCAGGAACAGGUUGUAUUUGUUGACUGUUCAGUUGGAGGCCUGUUUUGUCAAAGAACAUAGAAGUGGUUCACUUUUCCUGUUCAGGGCAGCUGUAAUUGUUGCACCAUGUUCCUCACAGUAAAAUGAGGCUACUGUAUGAUUAUUCUUCAGCAGCGGUACUAUGAACAUUAUAAGAAAAUAACCUGAACCAACCUCCUGUGUGAUAUUAAAUCUCCCCCUCUGUACAUACACCUCCAUUAAUCCCUGCUCUUCAUCCCUGUUGUGAAGAUUAGCUUUGCAGGGAGCGCAGAAGUAUGCGUGUUAUUUAUUUGAAGUGACCAGCUGUUGUUGUCAGUGCUAAUAUGUACUGUAACUCUGUGUGUGUGUGUGUGUGUGUGUGUGUGUGUGUGUGUGUGUGUGUGUGUGUGUGUGUGUGUGUGUGUGUGUGUGUGUGUGUGUGUGUGUGUGUGUGUGUGUGUGUGUGUGUGUGUGUGUGUGUGUGUGUGUGUGUGUGUGUGUGGUGCCAGGACAUGGAGAUUAGGUUGAAUAAUGUUCCUAUCUGUCGACAGCUGACAAGUCGAGGUGUUUUAUUCAAUCUGAUCAAAGUUGUGAUUGAGAUUAGGUGGCAGGAUUUUCUCCCCAAUAGGGAUGAAUGUAAAUCGUCUUUGAAGGAGGAAAAACCCUGAAGCCUUUUCUUCUUUUUACAGCUGUGGGAUUUCCUGCCGAGGCUCCUCUCAUAAGCUGUGUGUGUUUGAACAUACAUGAUGUUGUUUUGGUCUCGGGUGACAUAUUUUCUUCAUAGACCUGCGCGAUUGUUACAGAUCAGAUGUUUUGUAUUUAAUAGCUUAUGAUGGUUUUACAGAGUCUCAAAAAUGCUUGUAUUUGCCCACUUGUAAGAUUAAUUUUGUUGAAUUCUUUGAUGUGUCUUCAUGCAAGGACAAGUGUGAACAGAUGAAAACUGGAGCCGCACACGACAAUUAUAGUCCAAGCCAAUAGGCCUUUAAAUCACUGACAGAAAAAAACAACAACAGCUCAAACACAAGAUAGAAACUCUCGCAGAAGAAAACGGCUCAAAGUGAGAAGUGCAAGUUCAGAAAUGACGCAGGCUUUGCCUUGUGAAAAAAUGGUUUCAGAUUGAGUUAAAAAUAAACUCGGUCAGGAUCCAGUUUAAGGUCAGCUGGGAAAAUAAUUUGCGUCUGAAUCUCUGUGAAGAAAACAAACAAUAAAUCAGUCUGCUGGCUGCUGGGUGUUGAUUCCUGAAGGGGUAGCUCACAGUCUGCAUUAGAUUCAGGUUAUGAUUUAGUUUAAGUCGAAGAAUUAAAACUAGCGUGUGAUUUCAUACUUCUGUAAAAAGAAUCAUUGUAAUAUUUCAAUCCAACCUCACUUCUGAUUAUAAGAAGAUCUCAAACACAUUCUCCUGAAAGAGUUAAUAACAGUAUUGAAAUGAAGUUGGUUACAGUGCCCGCUGCUAUUCUGUGCCUAUAUUUAAAAGUGCAUAUUUCUGUUUUGUUCUUAUCAUGUUUAGAGAACAAAAAGAACUUAAGAACUGCACAGAAACACACACACUCAGGGCGCAUUGUGUAAUUGUGUUGCCUGUUUUUGGCAGGAACAGGCCCGAAGGGAAGAUUUUGGAGACAGUGGGGGUUUUUGAAGCUGUGAAGCAACACGGAAAAUAUGAAACGGGACAGGUAAGAUUCCCACUUACACACACCUUAAGUUACCGACUCAGCUGCCCCCAUGACCAGCAUGAUGUAAUAAGAGGGUUAAACGUGACAUGAUUGAGCUUUGGAGGAAAUGUUUGAACUAGAACACAGUUCAGUCUGAUGAUUAUUAAUGAGGCAGUGAUGGAUGGUCUGUUAUGUCAUUUUUAGUUUAUUUACACUAUUGCAAAAAGCUGAAUGUCUGACUGAGUGUAGCUUUGAAACACUAGUGCAAGAGUUAGGAUAAACAUUCAAGUUGUUGGUGAACAUCCUUUCAUUGUGUUGAGUCUCAGUGUUAUUCAUCAUUCGUGCAUCCGUCACUUUGUGUUGUUUUGAUUGAACAUUUGCGUGAUCCAGUCCAGUGUCUGUAAUCUCAUUUUGGUGCUGCUUUUCUAAACAUAAACAGUUUUAAUCUGACCCUCAGUGUGGUGCUCUCCUCAGCUCUUUCUCCACAGUGUGUUCGGCUACAGAGGCAUCGUUUUGUUCCCCUGGCAUGCCCGACUCUACGACAGAGACAUCACCCCUCCUAUGUCCGACAGGUAAACGUGCACACCUAUCUUAAGACUGUCCAGCUUCUCGUCGUGUGUGGGUGAGACUUUCACCAACGUCUUACUUUCUGUCCUUUAGCAAACCAGAGCCACCCGGAGCUCACGGCUCCAAGGAGGUGAAGGGAAAGACCCACACUUACUACCAAGUCCUGAUUGACACCAGGGACUGCCCCCACAUAGUAAGAAUCUGUCUCUCCUGCAGGACCAACACUCAUUACCCUGACUUCCACUUACAGCUUUAUUAAACAUCAGAGCCCUUUAGAAGGAUUUACAAUCAGAAGAUGUUUGUAGUAGAAAUCUGAAUUGGUCUCUCAGUUAUUCCUCUCUAACCUGCGAUUUUUUUUCUUACUUUUGUGAUUAGAGACGAUCCCUCAGUAACAAUGUGCUGCUGGAGUGUUGACUAAUCAGAAUUAAGUAUUUAACACUGCUGUGUAAUUAAACCAUGUCAGUGUGAAAACAAACUAACAUCCAGUUGUUUGUGUUUGACAGUCUCAGAGGUCUCAGACAGAAGCAGUGACGUUUCUGGCCAACCAUGAUGACAGCAGAGCUCUGUACGCCAUCCCAGGUAAGCUGCCACACAUACUUGACUGAUACACCCCUCACAAUGUUUACAUGGGCACCAAAUUCUUGUAUUUAAUGAUCUGAGUGUGAAACACCGUAUUAGAAUUGUUUGAAUAUGUGGAUUAACAUGUGAACAGCACUAUUGGUGAAAUUCCACACUCAUACAAACACCUUAUUUAGGAUUAUCUUAUGGUGAGCUGGUGACUAAUUUCUGUGAAAGUGGAUUUUAUACAGAGCAGAUGUUUGUCUUCAGCAGCUCCUCUAAAGUUAGCUGAGGUGAAGUGUUGUGUAAGCUGUCAAGUAGUGAUGGAGGGUGAGCUUUGGCUGGUUUCAGAGGUUUUGUCCCUGUAUGACCGUGUGUCUGUGUUUUUCCUUCAGGUCUGGACUAUGUGAGCCAUGAAGACAUCCUGCCCUACAACUCAACAGAGCAGGCCCCCAUCCAGCACGAGCUGUUUGAGCGCUUCCUCAUGUACAACCCUGCUAAAAGUAAAUAAUCCUCCACAGCAUCACCGUGAUAUUCAGACGGUCUAGUUUACUUCAAGAUUCACCUCAUUGUAUUUGGUAAAUCGGUGUCUGUUUUAUCUGCCUGUGUAGCUCCUCCAUUCACAGCCAGAGACACCCUGAAGGCAUGGCAGGAGAAGAACCACCCCUGGCUGGAGCUGUCCGACGUCCACAGGGAAACCACGGAGAACAUCCGUGUCACUGUCAUCCCCUUCUACAUGGGCAUGAGGGUAAAUCAGCAGCCGCCUUUGUUUUUCACAAGUUUCUUCAAGCAUCUUUAGAUCUGACAGUCUUAAACUCUUCCUCUGGCUUUUUUUGGUCCUGAAGUUAUUUUAAAGACUGACAGAAGUUGUUUCUCCCACACAGGAGGCUCAGAACUCUCAUGUUUAUUGGGUGAGUAGAAAUGUUCUGACUUUCUUGUUGCUUUAAGAAGUGCACUGGUUUAUUUCAUGUGACUGUGUACAGCUUCAGUACCAGUUAGCUGGCUCUUAUAACUUGUUUGAGUGUUGUUUUUCCACAGUGGAGGUACUGCAUCCGUCUGGAAAACAUGGGGAACGAGGUGGUGCAGCUCAGAGAGAGGCACUGGAGGAUCUUCAGCCUGUCAGGAACUCUGGAGACGGUCAGAGGACGAGGAGUCGUAGGCCGGGUCAGUACAGCAGUCAAGGCCACGACUGUCCUAAAUGAGGUGGUCGCAACACUAGAACUGCAGUAGCAAAAGUGAAACACAGAUCCCUCUGUCAUACCAUACAACAACCAGAAGAGGGUCGUUUUCUUUCAUUUCUGUUGAAUAAAAUAUUAAAUAGAUGAAUCGAUAUUUGCUCUGAUGACCUUGUUAGAUUUUGUAGCUCAUGAAAGGCAUCAGUACUUAAUGAAAUAAAUUACAAACCUCACGGAGGAGCUUUCAAGCCCACCUCGCAGUCUUAGUAAUGACUCUAGAGCAGCUGCGAUCACAUCAAUAAAUGCAAUGCAGCCAUAACUAACAGCCAUAUUACUGUUUAUAGGUGCGUAAACUGUGUUGUGUGUUCAUGUUGUUCUUGUUGUUGUACUUUGUGACAGGAGCCGGUGUUAUCCAAAGAGCAGCCAGCCUUUCAGUACAGCAGCCACGUGUCUCUACAAGCUCCCAGUGGUCACAUGUGGUGAGUCUUUGCUUUAGUUUCUAUCACAGAGAACCGGACACACUGGGAUUACAAAUAGUUACUGGCGACAUUUCUUCGUAGAUCUCUUUUAAUUUCUAUGGUUUAGUGAAACAACUCACAGUAUCUCUGUUUUACUCUGUGUUUUUUAGGGGAACGUUUCGGAUCGAGAGGACUGACGGCUCCCACUUUGACGUUCGCAUUCCCCCAUUCUCCCUGGAGAGCAACAAAGACGACAAAGCGCCCCCUGCUGGCUACACAUUCUAACUGUCUGUAGUCGCCUCCGACCUGCAAGUAUCCGGACACAUUUUGAGUCCUGGUCCUGUCCGGAUCCUCUAGUGUCAUCCUCUCUUUGUAACAUUGCCCCAGCGUUCAGCUUCAGACUAGUAUCAGACAGGUUGUGCAGAGGCAAUAUAGAAUAAUUUCCACAUCACCUCCUUUCAGGCGCGCCUUGCCCAGGACAGCAGUAGCUCAUUGAUUCAGUCACACGGGGUAUAAAUCGAUCGUCAGUUUGCUCUUGCUCCUGCAAUCAGUCAGUCUUCACGUUAUGUCCGGUUUGAAAAGACACACUCAGUGAAGUGGAAGAACAUCGGGAGGCGGGGAGGAGGUCAAAGUUGCCAAAUGGGACUGGACAAGUUGUUUAUCCAGUAGUUGAAAUGUUGAGCAGGAUGUUCCUUCUGUAGAGCUCAGAGUUCAUGAAAAGAGCAUCAACUCCAGUUGCUCUGAAGCCAUCGCUUAGACUUUGUGUUAUAAACUCCUCUUCUCUUCCUCUUGUGGUUCUCCUCUGAGUCUCUGAAACAGGACUUCAGUCCUGGACUCCCUUCUGUCAUGUUUUGUCUUUAAUUCUUAUUCUACACCACAACAGUUUAAUAAUCAGAGACUCUGAGGGAUUCAUAUUGAACAGUUUUACAACAUUGAAGCACAGUGACAUGGAUGGAUCUGUUUCUCUGAGAUCAAAUGGUAUCUCUACCUAAAAUGGUCAGUGAAAAAGCACUGAUUUAUUACCGACCAGUCUCCACAGGCAUUAGUCACAGUAGCAGUGUGUCAUCAGGGGACGUGUCAGUAUUAGGAAAGCUUGAACCCCGAUGCACCGAGAAAAAAAGGUGCUGUGCCCUGUUUCAGACACGGUAACUGUUUUGAAGAAAGUGAACUUUUAUUUUUAAUACCUGGACUGUUAUUUUGAGUAAAGGGAAAAAUCUGUGAGGUAAAACCCCUUGUUUUGGACACAACCUGACUGGGUGAGGAUUUCAAGACUCCUUUAGUCUGAGCCCAGCCUUAGCCAGGCUUGUCUUAAAGCUCCUGUGAGGGACUUUUAGGUUGUCAGUUUUGGCCCCGCUCGUGGACACAGUGGUACCUUUUAUUUCGCUUUUGAAUCGCUUUUGUGUUUAUUUCAGCAUUUAUCAGUAUGUCACUUUGAAUCUUGGACUUGAGACUUUUUCUAAGAUGAACCUUCCCUGCAGCAGGGGUGACAUGCAUAAAAAAAUAACCAUAAAGACAUCAUCAGUCUUUCAUCUUGUUGUUUCUUUUGUGUCUGUAGGUCAUAUAGAGAUAUCAGUUUCAGAACCUGCUAAAAAUCCUCUCUGGAGCUUCAACCAUGUUGUUCCAGUUGACUCCAUUUUUGUAGGGAUCUUUAGCUUUUGGACCGUAAAACUAGUUCUCCCUUUUGAGUCCUUCUAAAAAUAUGUUCAGAUAGAUCCACUGCACUUCAAUGUUGUGAACGAUUAAACUGAAAAAGGGUAAAGCUUUUAUGUGUUUUUAACUGUGGUAACAGCCAAAAAUAAAAGAUAAACAACCUUCCUUUGCUGAUGAAGUGGUAGGGAGCGGAUAGUUAUCAUCCUGACACAAUGAAAGCAGCACACCAUAAAGUAAUUAAACAAAGCUCUGUGUGGCUCACAGGAGAGAGAGGAGUGUGUGAGUAUGUUUGUGGGAGUGUGUGUGUGUGUGUGUGUGUGACGUGUGUGAUCAUGUCUACCUUAUUCUCUGCCGCCUGCUGUACAGAAUGAAGUCCUCAUGUCCACACAAACAUAGCCGGUGUCUUUUCUUCAGGCUCACUGCUAGGCUUCUCAAAGUUCUGUGAUGUUUUGAGCCGGAAAACUUUCUUCUGUCACACAAGAAAGAAAACUAACAUCCUGUUUUGAUGAGUGAUUUGAAGCGACUACAAUGGUUGAAAUACUACUGUAAAUAGAGAUGUAAUUAAAGGCAAAACUAAUAAAUAUUCCUUUUGAAAAAUUAAUGU